Messenger RNA from Coregonus sp. 'balchen', 12913 nucleotides. The record is from the annotation of a GenBank genome assembly. Lineage: Eukaryota; Metazoa; Chordata; Actinopteri; Salmoniformes; Salmonidae.
AUGUCAACCACCGCUAUGGGCAACUCCACCUUAUCUGGCUUAGAGGCAGCAGCUGCAGGUGUGGAUGCAGUUAACCCUUUAGGGAGCUCCAAUGGCAGCUUGUCCGCGAACAGUGCCUGGGGCAUCAGUGGCAGCGGUCCGUGGCUGUUGGCGUGCAUGUUAACCCUCAUCAUCCUGAUGACGGCUUGUGGCAACACUCUGCUGAUAGCUCUGGUGUUUGCCCAGCGCUCCUUACGCAACACCUCCAACUGUUUCCUGGUGUCUCUCUUCCUGUCGGACCUGAUGGUGGCUCUGGUUGUGAUGCCACCGGCAAUGCUCAAUGUGCUGUAUGGGGCCUGGGUGUUGUGGCCGGGCUUCUGCCCCGUGUGGCUCUGCUUCGACGUCAUGUGCUGCAGUGCCUCCAUUCUCAACCUAUGUGUGAUCAGCCUGGACCGCUACCUCCUCAUCAUCUCGCCACUGCGCUACAAGCAGAGGAUGACCCCUCCCCGGGCCCUGCUUCUGGUGGGAGGGGCCUGGGGUCUGGCCGCCCUCACCUCCUUCUUGCCCAUCAAGAUGAACUGGCACAGCUUGGGUCAUGGGAGUGGCCAUUCCCCAAUGCAUGGGGCUGGCAGUGCCAAUGUCAGCACAUACCCAGAGCUGAGCUUGUGGUACCCCGCCUCCUACUUCCAGCUGUCGCCCUUCGGUGGUCUGUCCUUCCAGUGUUGUCUGCAGGUUACCCUGCCUUUUGCCCUGGUGGCGUCCGUCCUCACCUUCUUCCUGCCAUCCAGUGCCAUCUGCUUCACCUACUGUCAGAUUCUCCUGGCGGCGCGAAGACAGGCGAGGCGGGUGGCGGCGCUAAGUCACCCUCCGUACCCGCACCGUUCGCCUGGGGAGCCUUCUCACCCUCCGUCACCAGGUGGGGGCGCCGCCAGACAUGUUCACCUCGAAGGAGAUGACUACAGUCAUCAGGAGCGCCAUGUGUCACGCCACGUGCCGGUGAGAGCGAGGGGUGGUAGAGGAGAUUAAGGGGGAUACAAUGAGGCUACAUCCCAAAGCUGUAUAAUCCGUCCCUGCAUGAUCACUGUGUGCCUGGAUAGGUUUCCACCAUGGUGCCUUCACUGCCUCUCAGAUUAGUUGUCAUGAAGGAAAACAAAUGUGGGGAUCUAGCUAAGAUAAUUAGGACACGGCCAUUGACUUGGGAGAUGGAUUCAAGAAGGUGAGAUUACAAAGGUGGAGUGGGUAGAUUAGGUAGAUUACACAGCAUUUUGGAUUUGAGAUCAAAUGUUUUUAUAUGAGGCGACAGUACAGAAUGUCACCUUUUAUUUGAGGGUGUUUUUCGUACAUAUCUGUUUUACUGUUUAGAAAUGAAUGCACUUUAUGUAUGUAGUUCCCCCAUUUGAAGGUGUCAAGUAUUUGGACAAAUUCACAGUGUAUUCAAUUUAGUCCAAAGUUUAGUGUUUGGUCCCAUAUUACUAGCACGCAAUGACUACAUCAAGCUUGUGACUUUACAAACUUGUUGAAUGCAUUUGCAGUUUGUUUUGGUUGUGUUUCAGAUUAUGUUGAGCCCAAUACAAAUUCAUGGUUAAUAAAAAAUCCUGUGAAAGACGCAAAGAGGGAGGAGGGGCAAUGGCGCCUGUUGAAGUUGAAGUGGUUGCUAGUUGGAAUAAAUGGCACAGACAUUGCAUGGUAUUUAUGUAGUCAAGGGCCUGUGCCUACACUCCUGAGAUUGGGGCCUAGGACAGUAAUUCAUAACAAUGUUGUUCCACGCAGGGACUUUUCGAUGUAUUCAACAACACGUCUCUUUCAAUGUGAGCAUUACAUCUUGUUAAAUGCAAGAGUUAGGCCUACAUACAUUACCUUUUUUCCUGAGACUCUUCUCCUGAAAGCAAUGUGGUGGAAGCUAUAGUUUAUUUUAUUUUGCUACUCCAGCUAUGAAACCUAAAUAUUUACAUGGUAGCUUUUGUGUAAGUGCACAUUGUUGCAUACGUACUUAAAGCUAUUUAUACCUGUUUGCUGUUUGUACACAAUGAACUUUCAAUGCAUUAGAUUUGUACUCACCCUAGAAUUAUUGUUUUAAUUUCACUGAGUUAAUUUGCAAAUCCUUUAAAUUGUGCAUGCCGCAAACAGGUAAAACAGUUUUUGGGCGGCAGGUAGCCUAGCGGUUAAGAGCGCUUGUCCAGUAACCAUUCGAAUCCCCGAGCCAACUAGGUGAAAAAUCUGUCAAUGUGCCCUUGAGCAAGGCGCUUAACCCUAAUUGCUCCUGUAACUCACUCUGGAUAAGAGUGUCUGUAAAAUGUUUUAAGAAUCAUGUAACAAUGUGGACCUGUAGCUAACUUGUAAAAUUCAAUAAAUACCUAGGUUCUUUGAUAAAUUCAGAUGCAGUCCUUGGCCGUGUCCGAAUACCCACACUAGCAUACUACAUACUUAAACUGCAUACUAUGUACUCAUUGUCGCAUAGCCUACUAUUUAGCACGUACCGUUUAGUAAAAGGUAGGCUAUGCAGUAUACCACAGCCGCAACGCAGUAGCGGCUCCUGACUGGAUGGGUAACCUGGGCGGGGCCUAGUGCGGUUGGAAUUUUCGAAAAUUCAGACAUGCAUCACAUUAACCAGCCUGAUAAUAUCUCAUUUCCAAUUCGAUUAAUCUAUCUAAACUCUGAAUAGAAUAGUAAUGAAGUCAUAGGCCUACUCAGGCUGGUUAUAUGCAGACUUUCACAUUUGACCUACACUGUAGCCCAUAUAACCCAUCUAUCCUAUUUUAAAAAGACUGAAGACAGAAACAGAUAAUUUGGUUCCAUUUCAACAAAUGUAUUAGUGAAACCAAAGUGCUGUAACAUAUAUAAAUAUUAAAUCAAAUAGCCUAGUAGACACACCAAUACUUUUCAAAUGUUCAAAUCAAAAGGCUAUUGCACAGAAAAACCUGGACAGUCGGGUGCAUCGCAAAUUCAGAACCGCUGGACAGCAACAUAAACUAAAGCACUGAUCAGUGGGACCGAGAUCAGAAUGACCGCUAUGGCUUGAUCCAUAAAUUAAAUAGGUAGCUUAGCCUAAAAAACUAAAACUAAAUCCAUAUGUUGAAAUCAAAAAGCUUGAUUGAUGUGAAUUCAAUAACGGAGCCACACCCCAAGAUCCACGGUGUCGACACAUUCAGAAAUCAAAAGAUGGUUUAGUAUUUACACUGAACAAAAAUAUCAACGCAACAUGCAACAACUUGAGUUACAGUUCGUAUAAGGAAAUCAGUCAAUUGAAAUAAAUUCAUUAGUCCCUAAUCUAUGGAUUUCACAUGACUGAGCAUAAAGAUAUGCAUCAGUUGGUCACAGAUACCUUUAAAAAAAGGUAGGGGUGUGGAUCAGAAAACCAGUCAGUAUCUGGUGUGACCACCAUUUGCCUCAUGCAGCGUGACACAUCUCCUUUAGCUCAGGCUGUUGAUUGUGGCCUGUGGAAUGUUGUCCCACGCCUCUUCAAUGGCUGUGCGAAGUUACCGGAUAUUGGCAGGAACUGAAACACGCUGUCGUACAUGUCGAUCCAGAGCAUCCCUAACAUGCUCAGUGGGUGACAUUGUCUGGUGAGUAUGCAGGCCAUGGAAGAACUGGGACAUUUUCAGCUUCCAGGAAUUGUGUACAGAUCCUCGCGACACGAGGCCGUGCAUUAUCAUGCUGAAACAUGAGGUGAUGGCAGCGGAUGAACGGCACGACAAUGGGCCUCAGGAUCUCGUCACAGUAUCUCUGUGCAUUCAAAUUGCCAUCGAUAAAAUGCAAUGGUGUUCAUUGUUCGUAGCUUAUGCCUGCCCAUACCAUAACCGCACCUCCACCAUGGGGCACUCUGUUCACACGUUGACAUCAGCAAACUGCUCGCCCACAUGAUGCCAGACACGCUGUCUGCCAUCUGCCCGGUACAGUUGAAACCGGGAUUCAUUCGUGUAGAGCACACUUCUCCAGCAUGCCAGUGGCCAUCGAAGGUGAGCAUUUGCCCACUGAAGUCAGUUACGACGUCAAACUGCAGUCACGUCAAGACCCUGGUGAGAACGACGAGCACACAGAUGAGCGUCUCUGAAACGGUUUCUGACAGUUUGUGCAGAAAUUCUUCGGUUGUGCAAACCCACAGUUCUCAGAUGAUCCCACAGGUGAAGAAGCCGGAUGUGGAGGUCCUGGGCUGGCGUGGUUACACGUGGUCUGCGGUUGUGAGGCCGGUUGGACGUACUGCCAAAUUCUCUAUAAUGAUGUUGGAGGAGGCUUAUGGUAGAGAAAUUAAUAUUAAAUUAUCUGGCAACAGCUCUGGUGGACAUUCCUGCAGUCAGCAUGCCAAUUGCACGCUCCCUCAAAACUUGAGACAUCUGUGGCAUUGUGUUGUGUGACAAAACUGCACAUUUUAUAGUGGCUUUUUAUUGUUCCCAGCACAAGGUGCACCUGUGUAAUGAUCAUGCUCUUUAAUCAGCUUCUUGAUAUGCCACACAUGUCAGGUGGAUGGAUUAUAUUGGCAAAUGAGAAAUACUCACUAACAGGGAUGUAAACAAAUUUGUGCAAACUUUUUAGAGAAAUAAGCUUUUUGUGUGUUUCUGGGAUAAGUUAUUUCAGCUCCUGAAACAUGGGACCAACACUUUACAUGUUGUCACAGCUGCCUCCCCUCCUUGUUCGGGCAGGCUUCGGCGUUCGUCGUCACCGGCCUUCUAGCCACUGCCGCUCCAUAUCUCAUCAUUCCAUUUGUCUUGUCUUGUCUUGUCAAUUGUCUUGUCGAUUGUCUUGUCAAAUGGCCUCCUGUAGCUCAGUUGGUAGAGCAUGGCGCUUGCAACGCCAGGGUUGUGGGUUCGAUUCCCAUGGGGGGCCAGUAUGAAAAAUGUAUGCACUCACUAACUGUAAGUCGCUCUGGAUAAGAGCGUCUGCUAAAUGACUAAAAUGUAAUUACACACACACCUGGUUCAUAUUCUCCUCAUUAGUAUGUGUUUAAGUGUUCCCUCUGCCCCCCUUGUCCUUAUGGGUGAUUGUUCAUUGUGAGGAUUAGUAGCUCGGUUAAGCUCAGUAUUUUGUAUUGCCGGGGUAUUUUCCCCGUGUGCAUGUUUGUUCCAGUGCGCCUGUUUUGCGCACUGGACUGGUUAUGCUGGAUUACGGAAUAAACUCUGUAUACUGUGAUUUACCCUCCUGCGCCUGACUCCUUCAAAUCACGCAUCACAGAAUCACCCACCUGAAAUGGAGUCAGCAGGAGAGGAGCGUAUGCCUGGAGUCGUGGCACGGGUCCAGGAGCAUUCAACAAUGCUAGCCAGCUUGGGAGAAGCAAUGUAUCGGGUUCUCCAGGUCGUCCAACGCCUGGAGAGGAGAACACCCGAUCUGUCGAGACCAGCUGGGCAACCGGAUCCAGCCACCCACACCCCAGCACCCAGAGGGAUCCAUAUAUCCCGACCACAGGAGUUCGACGGGACAGCUGCUCUCUGCCAGGGAUUCCUCCUCCAACUGGAGCUCUACUUCUCCAGCAUCAGGCCAGCCCCAUCGGAGCGGAAGAAGGUGUCCACCCUCGUCUCCUGCCUCUCGGGGAAAGCCCUGGAGUGGGCCAACGUGGUCUGGAACGAAGGAGGAGCCACGUUGGACAACUACGGGGAGUUCACUCAACUCUUUCGGUCUGUCUUUGAUCACCCGCCCGAAGGUCGAGGCGGGCAAGCAGCUGGUCCACCUGAGGCAGGGGACGAGGACUGCGCAGGACUUCGCCUUGGAGUUUCGGACUCUAGCAGCUGGGUUCGGGUAGAACAAGCGGGCCCUUAUCGACCACUUCCGGUGCCAUCUGCGGAAGGACGUCCGAAGGGAGCUAGCCUGCCGCGACACCAUGUUGUCCUUCACGCAACUGGUGGACAUGGCCAUCCGUUUGGACAACCUGCUGGUGGCCAGAGGACGUCCUGGAGGGGGUCUGCCCGUUCCAACCCCGGCCGACUCGGAUCAUGAGCUGAUGGAGCUGGGUGGAGCCGCGAUCCGAGAGAGCGGAGGACGACAGCGCCAGUGUCACUCUGAUGGCACGAAGGGACAUUACACUGCACGAUGUCGUCAGUGUUCUUUUGGGCCUGGAGGCGGCAGGCAGGGCACUCUCGCAUCACCCCAGGUAUUGAACACCCAUACUUGUUCAGAGUCCUCUGCUGCGCACUGUAUCCUACCCAUCCACUUUUCUGAUCACAUUGUAGUUCCCCAGUGUAAGGCGCUAGUCGAUUCAGGCACAGCUGGGAACUUUAUGGACAGGGCAUUUUCACACAGUCUAGACAUUUCAUUCAUUCCCCUAUCCAUUCCACUCACCAUCAGAGCACUUGACAGUCGACCAUUAGGGUCCGGGUUUGUUAGGGAAGUUACCGCACCAAUCACCAUGGUUACCCACGAGACUCAUUGCGACCUAGUCAUGUUUUUUAUCAUUGAGUCUCCUGCUUUCCCUGUGGUACUAGGCAUCCCUUGGUUAGCACCCCACAACCCCACAUUCUCAUGGCCGCAGAGGGUUCUCACGGGGUGGUCGCGAGAGUGUCAGGGUAGGUGUCUCGGUGUUUCCGUUGGUGCAAUCACGGUGGAAAGUCCAGACAGUACCUCCACAGUGCGCAUCCCCCCCCCCCCCCGACUACCUCGAUUUGGCGCACGCGUUUUCCAAAACGCAGGCGACCAAGUUACCCCCUCAUCGGGCGGGGGACUGCACGAUAAACCUCCGGGUAGACGCUGUGCCUCCCAGGAGUCAUGUGUAUCCCCUGUCACAGGCUGAAACAGAAGCUAUGGAAACAUACGUCACCGAGUCCCUGUGCCAGGGGUUUAUAAGUCCCUCCACUUCACCCGCCUCCGAGUUUCUUUUUUGUGAAGAAGAAAGACGGCGGUCUGCGCCCUUGCAUUGAUUAUCGAUCACUGAACAAGGAGACGAUACGAUUUAGUUAUGCUCUCCCCCUCAUUCCUUCAGUGAUCGAGUCAAUGCAUGGGGCGCGCUUCUUCACCAAAUUAGAUCUCCGGAGUGCGUACAACCUGGUGCGUGUCCGAGAGGGGGAUGAGUGGAAGACAGCAUUCAGCACAACCACGGGGCAUUAUGAAUACCUGGUGAUGCCCUACGGUUUGAUGAAUGCUCCAUCCGUCUUCCAGUCCUUUGUGAACGAGGUGUUAUCGGGACAUGCUUGGUCGCGGUGUAGUGGUCUACAUCGGUGACAUUCUGGUGUAUUCCACUACGCGCGCCGAGCAUGUGUCCCUGGUUUGCUGGCCCGACUGUUGGAAAAUGACCUUUAUGCCAAGGCAGAAAAGUGUCUGUUUUUCCAGCAGUCCGUCUCCUUCCUCGGAUACCGCAUUACCAUCUCAGGUGAGGAGAUGGAGGGAGAUCGCAUUUCAGCCGUGCGUAAUUGGCUGACUCCAACCACGGUUAAGGAGGCCGGGGUCGGCGCGCUGCUGGAGCUCGCAGCCAACCUCUUCCUAUGCAUUGUGGAAAACUGUGCAUCGAAUUAUACUAGAUGAAGAACUGAAAUGAGUAGGCUAUCACAUCCUGGCAUUUAAAACAUACUAGAUUUUCGAAAGUUCACAUACUAUAAAACCUAUUUUCACAUACUGAGAAUACGUCAUGCGCGAUUGCGUUGUUUCUUGCUAUUAGUUAAUUUCGCUAGUGCAUCCCCAUAUCUAGUUGACCAGCUGUUGUCAAAACCGAAGUGAGUAUAACAUCCGGGCAUUUAAAGUAUACUCGAUUUAUUUUUAUUUUUUGCAUACUCAAACUGCUUAUUUAGGACGCAACUAUGGGUAUUCGGACACGGCCCUUGUCUCUGACAGCCCUGUCUUUCCCUCUGUCCUCAGUUGUCGGUGAACAGGGAGCGGCGGCUGGCCCACCGGCAGGGACGGAGGGCAGUGAAGGCCAGUCUGACCCUGGGAGUCCUGCUAGGCCUCUUCUUCAGCGCCUGGCUGCCCUUCUUCAUCACCAACAUGGCCCAGGUCAGUGGCUCAGACUGCGUCGGCCUCUGUAUUAAAGAGAGAAUUCAGUGAUUUAAACGAACUAUUCCGUUAAUAUCAAGCAUAGAAGAGUAUACAUGUUCUCCUGAAAUCCUAGUGAAAUCUCAAUUUCCAAACUUUCACUUUACCUACACAUUAUUAAAGAAAUUGGCCUAUAAAAUACACAAUCGAAUCUGGUGCCUUGUUGUAGUGCCUACAGUAAACAUUGGGAUUCAAAGGACAUUUCAAUAGAGGGAUUUAAAAACAAUUAUGAGCCAAACACUAGGGGAUCAGCUAGGUGCUCUGAGCGGAGAUGAAUAUAAAUCUUUCAAUUGGUUGCUACUCAUCUUCUCAGGGUCGAAACUUGCAAACCACAUGCACACAGUAUAUUGUAUAGCACAUCUGUUCUCAUUAUGUUUGUGUACACCCUCCCUAUUCAUUACCAAUUAUUCCCUGUAUUACAGAACCUGGACCACAUGCAUUCCAUGUGUGAUGCUCCAUCUUAUGGCAAUUAAGUUCCUUUUGUGUGUGCUCUGAGGUUGCCUUAUUCCUCUGUCUGGGAAAGAUGUCAGCUAGAGCAGGGUUUCCCAAACUCGGUCCUGCACGUUAUUUGAAUUACCUGGGGGAGGGGGGGGGGGGGGGGGUCAAGUGGAUACUAAAUAGGUUGGCUGUAUGAAUAGAGAGGGAUGCUGGUCAAGUGGAAUAAUAAGCAGUAGAAAAUACUAACUCUAAGUCGCUCUGGAUAAGAGCGUCUGCUAAAUGACUAAAAUGUAAAUGUAAAAUUUAAGACAGGAAUUUUGCUUGCAAAUGCUCCCUUAUCUACCGGAACAUACUAUACAGGAACAUACUGUAUAUUUGAUGUCCACUCAUCCUUUUUUAAUUUAAUGCCAAAUUCUAGAGACAGACAAUUUGGACUUUUGCUAAAACAUCGUUUUUAUAUUAUAUUAUUGUGGGACGUCUCACAUGUAGAGUAUAUCUUCAUUCACAGUUAAAAACGAAGGUUUUGUAAUCCUAUUUCUUUAGAUUCAGGGCUGUGGUCUUCAUCUGAGCUCCAUAUUUCAUUCACCUCAGUGACUCGAAUGGGUGUUUUUACUGUUCCAUCACCCAGGAUUAUCAUCGCUGGAGUGUUGCCAUGUGGUUCAGCACAAAAGCAAUGUGUGAAAUACAAUGGGGGGAGGUCAUCCUAAGAAUGUGUAAAUGCCAUGGUCUUUUUGGGUUGUAGAAUUUUAGGGAGAAAAAUUAUAAGAUGCUUGAUUAGAUUAAAGAAGCCAAACAUAAAACGUACCACCCUUCACCAUUUGUUCAUUAGCUAAACUCAAGGGGAGCAUGUUAAUCUUCAGGAUAAAGUGUGACAUAAAAUAAUUUAAUCUAAAUUGGUAAUUAUCGUUGUCCUGCUUUCAGGCCUUCAAUGAUCCAGUCAUUUCAUUUCCCAUCUGUGUCCCUCACUUCACUCCUCCAGAAUAUAGCACAGAGGGCUCAUGUGUGUCUGCCUUCCUCCCCCUUCCUUUCACAUGCAAUGUGGUAUGUGAACACCCCCCUCCCUUUUUUCACCUUCUCACUCACUGCCUCCCUCAUUCAUCUUCAUAAUAUAGGACAGUCCUCCAACAGCAGUCUUCUCGCGUUCUCUCUGAUAUGCCAUAGUGAGCCAGUCUUUCACCCUUCUAUGGGUUGUCCCUAGUUUACAUACACUACCAGUCAAAAGUUUGGACACACCUACUCAUUCAAAAGGUUUUUCUUUUUUACAUUGUAGAAUAAUAGUGAAGACAUCAAAACCAUGAAAUAACACGUAUGGAAUCAUGUAGUAACCAAAAAAGUGUUAAACAAAUCAAAAUAUAUUUUAGAAUUGAGAUUCUUCAAAUAGCCACCCUUUGCCUUGAUGACAGCUUUGCACACUCUUGGCAUUCUCUCAACCAGCUUCAUGAGUAGUAGUCACCUGGAAUGCAUUUCAAUUAACAGGUGUGCCUUCUUAAAAGUUAAUUUGUGGAAUUUCUUUCCUUCUUAAUGUGUUUGAGCCAAUCAGUUGUGUUGUGACAAGGUAUACAGAAGAUAGCCCUAUUUGGUAAAAGACCAAGUCCAUAUUAUGGCAAGAACAGCUCAAAUAAGCAAAGAGAAACAACAGUCCAUCAUUACUUUCAGACAUGAAAGUCAGGCAAUACGGAACAUUUCAAGAACUUUGAAAGUUUCUUCAAGUGCAGUCGCAAAAACCAUCAAGCACUAUGAUGAAACUGGCUCUCAUGAGGACCGCCACAGGUAUGGAAGACCCAGAUUUACCUCUGCUGCAGAAGAUAAGUUCAUUAGAGUUACCAGUCUCAGAAAUUGCAGCCCAAAUAAAUGCUUCAGAGUUCAAGUCACAGACACAUCUCAACAUUAACUGUUCAGAGGGGACUGUGUGAAUCCGGCCUUCAUGGUCAAAUUGCUUCAAAGAAACCACUACUAAAAGGAUACCAAUAAGAACAAGAGACCUGCUUGGGCCAAGAAACACGAGCAAUGGACAUUAGACCGGUGGAAAUGUGUCCUUUGGUCUGUAGUCCAAAUUUGGCAGAGUGAAGGAAAAGCAGCCAACAAGUGGUCAGCAUAUGUGGGAACUCCUUCAAGACUGUUGGAAAAGCAGUCCAGGUGAAGCUGGUUGAGAGAAUGCCAAGCGUGUGCAAAGCUGUCAUUAAGGCAAAGGGUGGCUAUUUGAAGAAUCUCAAAUAUAGUUUCUUUUGUUUAACACUUUUUUGGUUACUACAUGAUUCCAUAUGUGUUAUUUCAUCAUUUUGAUGUCUUCACUAUUAUUCUACAAUGUAGAAAAUAGUAAAAAUAAAGAAAAACCCUUGAAUGAGUAGGUGAGUCCAAACUUUUGACUGGUAGUUUAUAUAUAUAUAUAUAUUCUACUUAGGCCCAAUUACAGUGAGUUCUGUACACUAAUGAAAAGAGCCUUUACAAUAUUAUUUUCUUUUUUACCUCUUACUGGCUACAUAUUUCCUAUAAGAAUACUUUUUAUUAAAUUAUUUGUUUCACAACAUAUUGUUACGUACAGUGGGGAAAAAAAGUAUUUAGUCAGCCACCAAUUGUGCAAGUUCUCCCACUUAAAAAGAUGAGAGAGGCCUGUAAUUUUCAUCAUAGGUACAUGUCAACUAUGACAGACAAAAUGAGAAAAAAAAUUGCAGAAAAUCACAUUGUAGGAUUUUUAAUGAAUUUAUUUGCAAAUUAUGGUGGAAAAUAAGUAUUUGGUCAAUAACAAAAGUUUCUCAAUACUUUGUUAUUUACCCUUUGUUGGCAAUGACACAGGUCAAACAUUUUCUGUAAGUCUUCACAAGGUUUUCACACACUGUUGCUGGUAUUUUGGCCCAUUCCUCCAUGCAGAUCUCCUCUAGAGCAGUGAUGUUUUGGGGCUGUCGCUGGGCAACACGGACUUUCAACUCCCUCCAAAGAUUUUCUAUGGGGUUGAGAUCUGGAGACUGGCUAGGCCACUCCAGGACCUUGAAAUGCUUCUUACGAAGCCACUCCUUCGUUGCCCGGGCGGUGUGUUUGGGAUCAUUGUCAUGCUGAAAGACCCAGCCAUGUUUCAUCUUCAAUGCCCUUGCUGAUGGAAGGAGGUUUUCACUCAAAAUCUCAUGAUACAUGGCCCCAUUCAUUCUUUCCUUUACACGGAUCAGUCGUCCUGGUCCCUUUGCAGAAAAACAGCCCCAAAGCAUGAUGUUUCCACCCCCAUGCUUCACAGUAGGUAUGGUGUUCUUUGGAUGCAACUCAGCAUUCUUUGUCCUCCAAACACGACGAGUUGAGUUUUUACCAAGAAGUUCUAUUUUGGUUUCAUCUGACCAUAUGACAUUCUCCCAAUCCUCUUCUGGAUCAUCCAAAUGCACUCUAGCAAACUUCAGACGGGCCUGGACAUGUACUGGCUUAAGCAGGGGGACACGUCUGGCACUGCAGGAUUUGAGUCCCUGGCGGCGUAGUGUGUUACUGAUGGUAGGCUUUGUUACUUUGGUCCCAGCUCUCUGCAGGUCAUUCACUAGGUCCCCCCGUGUGGUUCUGGGAUUUUUGCUCACCGUUCUUGUGAUCAUUUUGACCCCACGGGGUGAGAUCUUGCGUGAAGCCCCAGAUCGAGGGAGAUUAUCAGUGGUCUUGUAUGUCUUCCAUUUCCUAAUAAUUGCUCCCACAGUUGAUUUCUUCAAACCAAGCUGCUUACCUAUUGCAGAUUCAGUCUUCCCAGCCUGGUGCAGGUCUACAAUUUUGUUUCUGGUGUCCUUUGAGAGCUCUUUGGUCUUGGCCAUAGUGGAGUUUGGAGUGUGACUGUUUGAGGUUGUGGACAGGUGUCUUUUAUACUGAUAACAAGUUCAAACAGGUGCCAUUAAUACAGGUAACGAGUGGAGGACAGAGGAGCCUCUUAAAGAAGAAGUUACAGGUCUGUGAGAGCCAGAAAUCUUGCUUGUUUGUAGGUGACCAAAUACUUAUUUUCCACCAUAAUUUGCAAAUAAAUUCAUUAAAAAUCCUACAAUGUGAUUUUCUGCAAUUUUUUUUCUCAUUUUGUCUGUCAUAGUUGACAUGUACCUAUGAUGAAAAUUACAGGCCUCUCUCAUCUUUUUAAGUGGGAGAACUUGCACAAUUGGUGGCUGACUAAAUACUUUUUUCCCCCACUGUACAUACUGAACACAACCCCAGUGCCUGCCUUCUGCUCUCUCUCUCUCGUCAGGCGGUAUGCGAGUGUGUUCCCCCGGCACUCUUUGACGCCAUCACCUGGCUGGGCUACUGUAACAGCACCAUGAACCCCAUCAUCUACCCGCUGUUUAUGCGCGACUUCAAACGGGCCUUGGGGCGGCUGCUGCCGUGCUGCUCCACCCGCUCACCCUGCAGACCCUCACCGGUGCUCUCCCUCUCCCUCCGCAACUCUGGCGAGCCCAACAUGCCCACGGAGCACCCAUCCCUGGCCUCCGAUCCCCCACAGCCCCCCGCCACCGCCACAGACGCCGUCAACCUGUUUGACGCCGACCACGCUGGGAUUGAGCUGCCCUUGCUGUUGCCCAAUCAGGUGGCCACGCUGGACUGA